Messenger RNA from Hyposmocoma kahamanoa, 1105 nucleotides. RefSeq lists its product as uncharacterized. Gene Ontology annotation, biological process: mitochondrial electron transport, NADH to ubiquinone. The transcript has 3 exons. NCBI's taxonomy places the organism in Eukaryota, Metazoa, Arthropoda, Insecta, Lepidoptera, Cosmopterigidae. The record is from RefSeq and is a predicted model, not a curated record. Bases 146 to 586 code for a protein of 146 amino acids.
AUUGUAUUUUGAUUUUAAUCAUACACUCUUCGAAUGCUGGCCAUGUAUUAAAAACGUGACUAAUUGAAGAAUUACUACUAAUUUACUAUUUACUGUGUUUUCUAUUUCAUGUCCAUUUCUAUUAUUGCUAACAUAAUUUAAAGAAAUGGCUCAAACAGCGGGCGUAAAACCUUUUCCUAUCGCUGGUCGCGUGGCAUCAGAGAGAGAGCGAACUUUGGGCAUGACACCCACUGAAAGGUGUUGGCGAAAGCAAUGGUUGCAAGAUCAAAUUUUGGAUCCAAAUGAACCUUGUGACAUCCCAGAAUACUGGAAGGAACGCACAAACCCUAUCCGUCGCAUAUACACAGCGGGUCCUCAAAGCCUCGCUAGAUUCAUUGGGUGUAAAUGUUUACUGGCUGCUUUUGGCGUUCUAUGCAUCCACUACUACUUCAAAUAUAACGGAAACGACUGGACGAAGAAGGGUGGUUGGAGAGUAAUAAAGACUCGACCAAUGAUUUUGCCUGGCCAGGAAGGUUUCCCCUUCAAACCUGACCGUUGCGAACAUACCGACUACGCUAACAGGAACUUUAGAAACUCACCAAUAUAAAUCAAAAUAGUUAAUUAGUAGGUAUAGUUGAAGAAAUAUUAUUUGCACCGAUUAAUGUUAUCUCUUGGAAAGGCUUAUCCUUUCUCUUACAAUAGGGUAAUAAAACCAUUAACACUUGUUUAAUUUAAAGCGUAUAUGGACUUAAUGAUCUUGACACAUCGCGUUAAAUUACUAAUAAACUAAAAAUUACUAUGCGUUAAAUGACCGUUUCAAAUGCUGUUUCUGAAUUCUAGUUUUCAAUUAAUUCUUUACUCAACAGGUUUUUUUAACAGUAGGUACUUUGUAAAAUACCGACUGCCGAUUAUUUUCUUACUAAUUCAACAAGUUAUUUAUUGCUAAAGAUCAUCAAGUUUACAAGUAAGUGCCAAUGCGUUUUUACGCAUUUUUCUUUUGUAUUCAAAUUAGUUAUUUGCACUGUAUAGAUUGCACGCGUGUUACCGAGACGGUUCACUCUAUUGUCCUAUUGUACUCUAAAGAUGAAGAUGAUAAGACGAAUCGGUGCAAAUAAUAUUUCGCCAA